Branchiostoma floridae (Florida lancelet) is the source of this 1300-nucleotide messenger RNA. RefSeq lists its product as uncharacterized. The transcript has a single exon. Lineage: Eukaryota; Metazoa; Chordata; Leptocardii; Amphioxiformes; Branchiostomatidae. The coding region runs from base 467 to 1300 and encodes 277 amino acids. Gene Ontology annotation, molecular function: DNA binding. The record is from RefSeq and is a predicted model, not a curated record. Gene Ontology annotation, cellular component: nucleus.
UUCCACUCCAUCGCUGCAUCCGCCAUUUUGACUAAUCACGUGAUUCUCGUCAUGUGAUCAUUCGAACGUAACACAAGACGACUCGCAGCUGUUCGCAACAACUCACAACACAGCUUCAAGUUACGUGCAGUUUUGCGCUUUUCCGCAUGUCGUCGCGGUAAGUUGACAUCUCUGGAUUAUUCCUUGGACGUUUCCGUUUGUAUAAGUUAUAUUUUGACAACGAAACAUGUGAUACGGGAACGAAAACAUAAAAAUUCUCACUAUACAUGACUUCUCGUUCGAUUGAAUGCCCAUAUUUAAUUCGAACUCCACAAGGUUAAAGAAUUAAUCGCGUAUUAUUAUCGUAAUUUGUUGAGUACAAGUUGAAAUACUUAAGUCGUGUUGGUCAUGAGCAAACAAGUAAACAAACAAGUAAACAAACAAACAAACAAACAAAGAGGCGCAUUUUCUUUUUAAUAUCUGAUUGAUGGUGUAUUAUUUGGGAAGGGAAAUCUCAGUUCAUAAACGACAUUUGUCUCAUUGUCAGAUGGCGUCAAGGAGGAAAAAAUAUAACCAGGAAGACAUGGAUAGAGCUCUACAAGCAUUGGAAGAGACAGACGAAAACACACUCAAUAAUACAGCAAAGGAAUAUGGUAUUCCUCAAUCAACACUGCAUGACAGAGUAACGGGCAAAUCGAAAGAAAGGAUGGGCAGACCCUCCAUCCUCUCACCAGAGGAGGAGGGGGCCCUCGUGGUCUAUGCCAAGUAUCUGGCAGAGAAGGGGUUUCCCCCUACAGUCAGGGUGAUCAAAGCCCUUGCUUUUGAAGUGGAGAAGAAACGUGCCAAAGGAAGGGGAGAAGAACCUCGCUUCAAGGACUCCGGCCCCGGGAAGAGAUGGUGGAAGGGAUUUAAAGGCCGCCAUCCCGACCUCAGCUUAAGGUCACCAGAUCAACUCGACAAGGAAAGAGCGGCCUUUUCCACAGCCGGCGUAGUCUUUGAACACUUCGAACGACUGGAGCAAAUUCUGACGGAUGCAAAAGCCAAGGACAAAAGACCGCAUGUUAUCUACAAUGCAGACGAAACUGGCAUGGAUUUGUCGGCUAAAGUGUCCAAGGUCAUUGUUCCCAAGGGCUGGAAGAGAUCUCCGUCACGACGAGUCGGUGGCCGUGACCAUGUGUCGGCACUUGUGUGCAUCUCAGCGGCAGGGCAGACAGUGCCACCCAUGAUCAUAUAUAAUAAAGCGUUUCCGGGGGGGAAAUACACUGAGGGCGGACCUGCUAAGUCCGUUGAUUCAAACUCUCAUCCCACCGGAACUGCAUGA